GCGAAAACAGGCAAAAGCCCAAACCCACCUCUAUCUAAUUAUUUGAUACGUAGAAAUUAAGACUUCUGUUCCUAAUCUUUUUUUCUAGGGUUUCUGUUCCGAUCCUAAUUCCUCCCGAUUUGAUACGGAUAGGCCAAUUUUCGUUUCCAAUUUUCUCUAACAAUCCUUGUUCAUAGCUUUUGGAUCUCUUUCUGUGUACCCAACAAUCUGAUAUCUCGAAGUCGGGGGCAUUGUCUUGGCGCAAAGCAAAAUAGAGGGUAUGAUAUUAUCAGUUUAUCUGAUUUGAUGAGGAAGAAGAGGAAAGGAAGCGAAGCAGAUGCGAGCUCACCAGCCACUUUAACACCAACCCAUGAUUCGCCACCAUCGUAUUUCACCUCUCAUUAUUCGCUAGAAGAUUAUACAAGGCUGAACAAGAGGUGUAAAGAAGAUGCCGAUACUGAAUCCGUUAUUUCUUGUAAAAAUAGGCUUGCGGGCAUUGCCACUGCUCCGCCGUGUGGGACUUCCUCUUUGGUCCCACCUGGGAGAGGUCUCAAGAGAAAGAUAGGGUGUAUAGAUGUUGCUACCCAAAUGGGUCGGAAGAAUAAGAUUGAGGAUGAUUACAUUUCAGGUGCCACAAUUGGGAAAGGCAAAUUUGGAUCAGUUUGGAUGUGUCGGUCUAGGGUUAGUGGAGUGGAAUAUGCAUGCAAGACUUUGCGGAAGGGGGAGGAAACAGUUCAUAGGGAGGUAGAGAUAAUGCAGCACUUGUCUGGUCAUCCCGGGGUUGUAACAUUGCAGGCUGUGUACGAGGAGUCUGACUGUUUUCAUCUUGUGAUGGAGUUGUGCUCUGGGGGAUGUUUGAUCAAUCAGAUGGUCCAAGAAGUUCAGUAUUCAGAGCACCGUGCGGCCAAUAUAUUCAAGGAAGUGAUGUUAGUGAUAAAGUAUUGUCAUGAUAUGGGAGUUGUGCAUAGAGAUAUUAAGCCUGAGAAUAUUCUGCUCACUACAUUGGGAAAGAUAAAGCUAGCUGAUUUUGGCCUGGCCACGAGAAUUUCUAAUGGCCAGAGCUUGACCGGAUUGGCUGGAAGUCCUGCUUAUGUUGCCCCAGAAGUUUUGUUAGGAAAAUAUUCUGAGAAGGUCGAUAUUUGGAGUGCUGGUGUUCUCCUCCAUGCUCUCUUGGUCGGUGCUCUUCCCUUUCGUGGAGAUUCCAAAGAAGCGAUUUUUGAGGCGAUUAAGAAUGUCGAGCUUGAUUUCCACAGUGGGGAAUGGAAGUUGAUAUCUAAAUUUGCUCAAGAUCUUCUUGGUAGAAUGCUGACGAGGGAUGUUUCGGCAAGGAUAACUGCAGAUGAAGUAUUAAGGCAUCCAUGGUUAUUGUUCUACACAGAGUGCACGCCCAAGACUCUACCCCUUAGAUCGAAAUUGAAGAACCAUAUCGGAGCACCUAACCGGCAACAUGUGGUUGCACCUGGAUUAAAGUCAGAUGGAAACAGGAUACUCAGCGGCUCUCUCAGCCAGGAUUCAAGCCCUGGUUCAUUAUCUGAAAGUUGCAAGUCAGAGGAUCAGGAUGACUUGGGUUUAGUCGAUGCCCUAGCCACUGCAGUCUCACAUGUUAGGAUUUCUGGACCAAAGAGGAGUAGAGUGUGUGGUACUACAGGUCCAAUAGAGCAGCAUGGUUCAUCUAACAUGAAGGCUAACAAUCUCUGCAGAGCUUUUUGAUCCUACCGACAAGACUGACUCCACCAAUAUCACUUUCUCCACUCUUUUCAUUAUGUGGAUUUGAGAUGAGCUUGAAUUGGUGCAAAUGAUGAUUACAAGUUGACUUUCCAGAUCAAGAUGGUGACCGGAUAAUUUGUAGCUUGAGAUCUCAUUUCUAUUCUUUAUUUUGGUGUUUGCUAUUUUGACCUAAUAAUGGUUCUAAUAUGAUCUACUGACACAACUAAUGUGUAAAUAGAAUCAUUAGCGUUCUAUGAUUUGACAUCCCCCCCACACUUGCAGAAAUGGGCAAAUACUGGCCCUUCUUGUAAAUAUUUGUUAGAAAAUUGUAGAAUAUUAUCUCCUUAAAGAAAAGAAACGUGGGGCUUUUCGAAGUAAGGAAUUUCUGGCUCUUUCUAGUUGUGAUA
This is a messenger RNA of Corylus avellana, 2093 nucleotides long. RefSeq names its product phosphoenolpyruvate carboxylase-related kinase 2 (gene PEPKR2). Gene Ontology annotation, biological process: protein phosphorylation. Gene Ontology annotation, molecular function: protein kinase activity; ATP binding. The record is from RefSeq and is a predicted model, not a curated record. NCBI's taxonomy places the organism in Eukaryota, Viridiplantae, Streptophyta, Magnoliopsida, Fagales, Betulaceae.